This is a messenger RNA of Culicoides brevitarsis, 410 nucleotides long. Its product is annotated as histone H4. Gene Ontology annotation, biological process: nucleosome assembly. The transcript has a single exon. Bases 41 to 352 code for a protein of 103 amino acids. Gene Ontology annotation, molecular function: protein heterodimerization activity; DNA binding; structural constituent of chromatin. Gene Ontology annotation, cellular component: nucleosome. The record is from RefSeq and is a predicted model, not a curated record. Lineage: Eukaryota; Metazoa; Arthropoda; Insecta; Diptera; Ceratopogonidae.
AAUUUCGACAAGGACACACCAUCAAAACACUCGAAGAAACAUGACAGGACGCGGCAAAGGAGGAAAAGGUCUCGGCAAAGGAGGCGCCAAACGUCAUCGCAAAGUGCUGCGUGACAACAUCCAAGGCAUCACGAAGCCCGCCAUCCGUCGUCUCGCUCGGCGUGGAGGCGUCAAGCGUAUUUCCGGCUUGAUCUACGAAGAAACGCGCGGCGUCUUGAAAGUCUUCUUGGAAAAUGUCAUCCGGGAUGCCGUCACGUACACGGAGCACGCCAAGCGCAAGACUGUCACCGCCAUGGAUGUCGUCUAUGCCUUGAAACGCCAAGGACGCACAUUGUACGGCUUCGGAGGUUAAAUUUCGACAAAAACUCGUUGCUUGAAGAACAAAAACGGUCCUUUUAAGGACCAACAAA